This is a messenger RNA of Oncorhynchus mykiss (rainbow trout), 564 nucleotides long. The record is from RefSeq and is a predicted model, not a curated record. Lineage: Eukaryota; Metazoa; Chordata; Actinopteri; Salmoniformes; Salmonidae.
AUGGGGGAGCGGAGGAUGGGGGAGCGGAGGAUGGGGGAGCGGAGGAUGGGGGAGCGGAGGAUGGGGGAGCGGAGGAUGGGGGAGCGGAGGAUGGGGGAGCGGAGGAUGGGGGAGCGGAGGAUGGGGGAGCGGAGGAUGGGGAGCGGAGGAUGGGGAGCGGAGGAUGGGGAGCGGAGGAUGGGGAGCGGAGGAUGGGGAGCGGAGGAUGGGGAGCGGAGGAUGGGGAGCGGAGGAUGGGGGAGAGGAGUCAGCGGAGGGAAGGAUGUGGUCAGCGGAGGGAAGGAUGUGGUCAGCGGAGGGAAGGAUGUGGUCAGCGGAGGACAGGGUGUGGUCAGCGGAGGACAGGGUGUGGUCAGCGGAGGGAAGGAUGUGGGGAAGGAUGUGGUCAGCGGAGGGAAGGAUGUGGUCAGCGGAGGGAAGGAUGUGGUCAGCGGAGGGAAGGAUGUGGUCAGCGGAGGGAAGGAUGUGGUCAGCGGAGGGAAGGAUGUGGUCAGCGGAGGGAAGGAUGUGGUCAGCGGAGGGAAGGAUGAGGUCAGCGGAGGGAAGGAUGUGGUCAGCGGAGGG